UUUUACUUAAUAUUUUUUGGCCAUUAAAAAUAUUCAGUAUGAGUAGUAAUUUAUUUUUGUUUGAGUUUUUAGUUCAAAAAAUUGGGUUUUCAAGCCUCAAAAUAUCAAAAAAAGACAUAAAAAUCGAAAUCAAAUUUGGGGCGGCUAAAGGCAUCAUUGACUUUAGCAUAUUUGAAGAUGAAUUAGAUGAACAUGCUGAUGUUUCAACUGAAGAAGUUGUUUACCAGGGCGGCAAAUCUUUUUUAUUUCCCAGUAAUAACAUGAAUUUGCUGAUGAGAAUGGGUGAACCAAUGGGUUUGAAAUUUUUUAUUGGAGAAGAAGAUGUCGGCUAUGCAAAAAUUCCAUGGAAUGAUAACUUUUUGGACCUUAUAGAAUUAUCUGUAAAACUGGACUCGGUAAAACCUGCCAAAUUUGAAAAUCAGAUUAAAAUUUUAUCCGAAGAAAAUAAGAUCAUUGGUUUUAUGGAUAUUUUUAUGAGAUUGUCGUUUCUGGGAAAUACUCUUGAAACUUUGUAUUAUGUUGACACUAAGGAUGAUGAUUUUGUGUUUGCUAAUCCAAAUUCCAGCAAAAUAUUUAAAUGCACCAAAGUUGGAUCAAAAAUUCUUCCGGUUUCUUCAAUAUACAAUCCAGUUACGGAAUCUAGAGUACAUGAAAAGGAACCGUCUUUUGAAGAUCUAUUUGAUAGUUUCAUAUACGAUGAUAUUGGCGAUGAUAAAAAUGAAAGUAUACAAAGUAUGGCAACAAUCGUUGAUAGAAGACAUGAAGCUAAAUUUCUUGAUUUACGUAACAUGGUAGAAGAGGCAGUGCAGGAUAUAGAUUUAGAAGCUGUAAAAGAAGUGGAGCUUACGGCUGACAAAAUUAAUAGGCUAAUGUGCAACAAAGAACAUUGUCCUGCAGCAGGUAAAUUCAAAGACUUUGGAAUUGGGCCUUUGGCUACAGGAAAAGGUCUGGGGACUCUUUAUGGAGCUGUGGAACCACCAACUUUGUAUGGAAUGAGUCAGACAUACGGAAACUUGGAACAAUAUGGUCCUUUUGGUGUUUUGGAAAAAACCAGGCAUAAAGAGACGGCUAGUUUUAAGAAAAUGCCUCUAGAGCCUUUCACUGAUAAUUGCAAAGUAUGUGAAAAUAAUAGUACAUCAACUGUUAAUUCUAUUUGUUCGGCUUGUGAAAGUGUAUUUCCCCCUAUGGAUUGUAAGGUUUACAAAAGAACAUGUUGUGAACCAUAUACUCCAAUGAAUAACAUUUUAAAUGAUAACAAAGAAUGCGAACUAAAUUUGGAAUGCUUAAUGCUUCCUCCUCUACGAUUAAAUGGCGGUGAACCAACUACAGAUGUGUUACGCUUAACUGGUGGCAGCGAUGAAUUGCCUUCUCUGUCAGCUAGUAAAGGUGCUUUUAUUAAAAGAAACACAAAAGCAAAAAAGGAGAACCCUUUGUUUGAAUGCCAAGCGGCCCUAAAACAAUUUGAUAAUCUUAUAGCAGCCUAUAAGAAGACUAUAAGCCCUUGCUAUAAAACUGUAUGUCCACAAAAUGAAAAUGUCCUAAAAGAUUCUUGUAAAAAAACUUGUACGGACCCUUAUGAGGAUGAAAAUUUAGAUGUAUUGUCAUGUUUAAAUUUAAAAUGUCCUUAUAUGAAUAACGUGUACGAUGGCAUUUUUAACUUUCCCCUUAUAGGAGAUAGGAAUACGAAUAUUUCUUGCCACGAAGUUGAUUGUCCUUUUCAAGAUCCUCACAACUUACUGGUUACGCAAAAAAUGAAGGAUGACGAGGUUAAAGUUGGUUGCACGUCGGCUUCUUGUCCAUACAAGCAGUAUAAAGCAUCCCUGGUUGGAGAAGAAAAAGUAAUGGACAAACAAUUUUUACCUAUUGGUGAUUUACGACAUUGCGGUCAUCCCAACUGCGAUUUUCCUAAAAAUCAAGAGUUGCCACCAAUACAUUGGGAUUGCCCUGAUCCCUUGCCAAAGGACAAAUGUAAAAAUCCAGACUGUCCUUUUAAACCGCUAAAGCCAGAACGUUUUCCUAAGAGCCCUUGUGGAAACGACAGUUGUCCUUACGCUUUACCGGACCCAUGCGAAUUAUUGACGUGUCCUUUUAGGGAUAAACCUUGUCCAUAUAAAGGAAAAGGUGGAGAGGAUGAAUGUGAUGAUCCAGAUUGUGUUUUUAAUACUGUAUUACCUUGUUGCCCAAAAUCCAGUUCAAUGUCUGUACAAGAACCACUAACAACAAUGCCAUGCUGCGGUAAUCCUAAUUGUCCACUUACAAGUCCGAGUGGGGCAAAAAGAAAUCCAGCAAUGGAUAAAUGUUAUAAUCCAAAAUGUCCAUUUUCAAAAGUUACAAAAGAUUGCUCUAAACAGUCAAAAAACGAAUGCGAUAGUGAACAAUUAAGUGAAAAUUUACCUUUUGAUUGUGAAAAGCCUACGACUUGCACGGAUGAUUCCAACAUAUGUGAUAAUCCAGGAUGUCCAACAAAAGUACCAUGCGGUCAAAGAAAAAAGUCCGAUGUUUGCUCAAACCCUGAUUGCAAAUAUAAUAGAGAUGAUGAUUGCUUAGAUUGUCAAAAUCGUAUAUGUCCAAGAAGUGAAACUUUUGUGGAAGAUUCUUGUACAAACCCGGAAUGUCCCUAUAAUUUACUAAAAAGAAAGCAAGACAAACUAAGAAGAAAAUUAUGCAAGAACCCAAAAUGUAAAUUUUAUAAGGAACUUAAUUUAAUUGAAGAGGAAGGUGAGGACGAAGAUGAAUAUACUUGUAAACCAACUUGUGGCGAAAUUAAAGCAAAGCCAAAAAAAGUGAGAACUAAAGGAAAAUUUGUAUACUCCAUUGGAGAUACCUACCCUGGUCACCAGAUGGGUCAUAGGGAAUGCUUACUGAAAAGACUGUUGGUGCCAGCUUACAUGGGAUGGUUGUGGAAUAAACCAAUUUUAGGAUGUAAACAACGUAAAGGAUGGGUACCUGGUGCAAUAGGAAGAACAAUAGCUCAAAGAAUUAGAGACCACCGAGCAAAGCAAGGGUUGGGAAUAUUGAGAUUACCAAUAUUUAGUAAAAGUGGCCAACCGACUUGGGCAUCAAAUGAAGUCCACGUUAUACCAAGACCCACAUUACAAAUCAAAAAGACAGAGGGGAGCUAUUAUGUUACUUUAAAUCCACUUAAAGACCCCAAAACACUGGUUCCCAAUGAAGAUCCCUAUAUAAAUUGUGUACCUCUCACUUUCAAAAUUACCAGAACAACCAAUAAAGGUGAAAAUUGCUGUUGUAAUGAAGAGUCUUCUUCAACUGAUAGUGAUUUGGAUAUUGAGUUUACACCACCAGGAGGUAUUAUAAAUCCUGAAAGAUUUAAACAGUUGUUUAAUGUAAUACAUUGCGAUACGCAGUAUAGAGUGGAAGAUUUUGAAAAAAAGAAGAAGGGUAAAAAAGGAAAGAAAGACAAAAAAGGGAAAAAGGGAAAGGGAAAGGGCAAAAAGAAAAAGUAAACUUUAUUUAAAAACAAAAUUGUAAAAAAUAAAAGUAUUAGUAAUAGUUUUAUUCAAAAUAGUUUUCUAUUUUUAACUUUGAGGUGAAAUAAAUA
This is a messenger RNA of Brassicogethes aeneus, 3559 nucleotides long. Lineage: Eukaryota; Metazoa; Arthropoda; Insecta; Coleoptera; Nitidulidae. The record is from the annotation of a GenBank genome assembly.